Molecule: messenger RNA, 630 nt
Organism: Saccharomyces kudriavzevii IFO 1802
Lineage: Eukaryota; Fungi; Ascomycota; Saccharomycetes; Saccharomycetales; Saccharomycetaceae
Gene: MSO1
Product: Mso1p
Exons: 1
Coding region: 1-630 (209 amino acids)
Source: RefSeq, a predicted model, not a curated record
AUGAGUCAAAUACUACAUUCCCAGGAAAGUUCCGGGCGAUUUUGGAACAAGUUCAAGACGUCAACCAAAUCGUUGUCGACAUCUUUGGCACAUUUAUCCAUCAAAACAGAGAAAGACGGUGAUACAGUAGAUUCCACACUAGUUCAUAAGGGCCUGGUCAAAUUCUACGAAAAUCAGCAUCCCUUUCAAGGGUUCCCGGGUUGGCUGGGAGAGAAGGAGAAUUUGCCUAACGAGCGCAAAAUUCUGGAUACUCAAGUGAAGCAUGAUAUGAAAAAGCAAAGCUCCAAUCAUUUUUCUUCAUCCUUCUCCCAGAGAAGGAAAGCUUCUUCAGAAGAUCCCAUGAAUGCACCUGCUCCGAAUGAGAGCGCACCGGAAUACACACCUGCGAGUAAAUCCUUUCAGGAUAUUUAUAACAACUCCACAAGUCCCUCUGGCUCAACACCGAGAGGAACUUCAUCCCGGCCCACUAAACCUUCAGCAGGCCAAGAAUUUAGGACAAGCUUGGGUCGAAGUAAAACAUCGGGCAGUUCUAACGCUUCCGGUACCCCGACGCCGCCACCAGAAGCAACCGGUGGAGUCAUGGCAAUGAAAGAUAGACUAAAAAGGCGCAAGAACGAUUAUGGAUUUUAA